Molecule: messenger RNA, 483 nt
Organism: Oncorhynchus tshawytscha (Chinook salmon)
Lineage: Eukaryota; Metazoa; Chordata; Actinopteri; Salmoniformes; Salmonidae
Product: Kv channel-interacting protein 2-like
Exons: 4
Biological process (GO): regulation of potassium ion transmembrane transport
Cellular component (GO): voltage-gated potassium channel complex
Molecular function (GO): potassium channel regulator activity; calcium ion binding
Source: RefSeq, a predicted model, not a curated record
UCUCUCUCUUCCCCUCCUACAGACAGUGUAGUGGAGGAUGGAGAGUUAUCUACAGUGUGUUAUAGACCAGAGGGGUUGGACCAGCUACUACAACAGACUAAGUUCACCAGGAGAGAACUACAGAUCCUCUACAGGGGCUUCAAGAAUGAAUGCCCUAGUGGUGUGGUGGAUGAAGAGACAUUCAAGUUAAUCUACUCCCAGUUCUUUCCUCAGGGAGACUCCAGCACCUACGCUCAUUUUCUGUUCGAAGCGUUUGACACCCACAAGAAUGGAAUGGUGAGCUUCGAAGACUUCGUCACAGGCCUGUCAAUCAUCCUGAGAGGUUCUGUCACAGAGAAACUCAACUGGGCUUUUAACCUCUACGACCUCAACAAAGAUGGCUUCAUCACCAAAGAGGAGAUGACUGAUAUAAUGAGCUCUAUCUAUGACAUGAUGGGGACGAUGAACAACUUCUUCCAGGUAAGAACGAUGCCCCAGAUCUAG